This is a messenger RNA of Diprion similis, 3384 nucleotides long. RefSeq lists its product as uncharacterized. The coding region runs from base 1 to 3384 and encodes 1127 amino acids. The record is from RefSeq and is a predicted model, not a curated record. Lineage: Eukaryota; Metazoa; Arthropoda; Insecta; Hymenoptera; Diprionidae. The transcript is spliced from 4 exons.
AUGGACUCAACAUUGACGAAAGACGAUUUUACGUCAAACGAAGAAUUUGAUGCCCUAACAGCAGGCGACAACACAGUUGCAAUUAUCGGUUACGUCGACUGCGUGGAGGGCACAAAAAUUGUCGGGAAAGACAAAAAAUCGCUUUACAAGUGUAUUAUUAAUAACGACACCCGCAAUAAUAAUCCCGUCACCGAAAAACCUAACCCACAUUGUUCCAGUCAAGCUGAGGGGAAUAAAAAUUAUAGGAACCCUUCAUUGUUCUCCACAUUGCAUUUCACUAUUAUAGUUUAUUUCUGUAUUCUUUUGAUAUCUAUUUCGAGGAACUUCGAAUUCAUGCCAAAACGCAAGCAACAACGAACCGCUGAUGACGAAGCAGAAUUCCAACGAAUUCGGCGUGAAAGAAUUACUGUUAAUCAACGUCGUCGUCGUGAAAUAGCCCGUAAUCAAGCAGUCAAUCCUAUUGCACCUGAAGAAAUUGUAAUUGAACAAAAUCGUAUAAUCGAAUUGCCAUCGGCAAGUUCAAUUAUCAUAAGCAAUGUUAAUGCUGCUCCUAUUUCCACGACAGUACGCCAACGACAGUCUCGAUCACGAAGAAAUAUCAAUUCAAGUAUCAAUCCUGAGAGACACUUAAAUGAUAUCCAUGAGCAUUAUAUUGGGACGAUGGAUACGCUGUGUUCACAUUGCGGUGCUAAACAUUUCAUUGCAGAAAAAAUUACCAACAAAGGGCUUUCCUUCAAUGAUUGUUGCAGUCAUGGAGAGGUUUCUCUUGAAACACUACCAAAACCACCUUCAAUUUUAUAUAAUUUAUUCAAUGGAUCACAUCCAAAAUCGACUUACUUUUACGAGCAUAUUCGUAGCUACAAUAACUCAUUCUCUUUUGCGUCUUUCAAUGCGAAUUUAUUUGACUUUGCCAAUAGGCGUCCCGGACCUUAUUGUUUUAAGAUACAAGGACAAAUAUAUUAUCAAAUCAAUACAGCAUUGUAUCCAGAUUCUAACGAAUAUCCGACUUUCGGUCAACUUUUUAUAAUUGAUCCCAAUGAAGCAAUCGAAUUUCGUUGUCAUGAAAAUUCUCGACUUGACCCAGAGAUCGCAGGAUCUCUUGACAUGAUGAUGCGUGAGUCUAAUAUAUUUGCGGAAUCAUAUCAGAUGAUGGGAAUAGAACUGCAGAAUCAACAAGCGGCGAUGAUAACAAACAAUGAGGUUCAACCUGAGUUACAAUUAUUGUUUACAUUAAAGCCAGGAAUGGAUCGUGGUCGUAAUAAUUUUCAGAGGACAAACGAAGUCGCAGUAGUUUUCUCUACUAUGGUGGAUGGAGAAAUUCCAGAAUCAUACGUUACUGUACGCAACAAAACCACAAAAACUUUACAAUACGUUAGUAGUAUGGAUCCUAACGUUGAACCAUGGAUUUACCCUUUGUUAUAUCCAUUUGGCACGAGAGGUUGGCAUAGGGACUUACCGUGUGUUAAUAAAAAUCGUCGCGUAACUCGAGCAGCAUACGUUAAGUAUCGAAUGGCUAUUCGAAACGAUUUUAAUCCCUUUCUAAUGGGUCGUAGAUUAUUCCAGCAAUGGAUUGUUGACAGUUAUGUCAAAAUCGAAAAAGAUCGUAUCGAGUUUUGUAAAAGCCAUCAAACACAAUUGCGCGCCGAAUCAUAUCAAGGACUUAUUGAUCAUUUGAAAAGAGGCGCAGCUGAAGCAAACACUCAUGUAGGAAAAAUUGUUAUCCUUCCCUCUACAUUCGUAGGAUCGCCUCGCAAUAUGCUACAACUAUAUGAAGAUUCCAUGGCAAUCGUACGCAAAUACGGCAAACCAGAUAUUUUUUUGACAAUGGCAUGCAAUCCACAAUGGCGUGAGAUUAUAGAAAACAUUUUACUAUGUCAGAGUGCAUCAGAUAGGCCAGACAUUGUCGCUUGGGUAUUCAAUAUAAAAAAAGACUAUCUUCUAAACUUGAUUGUAAAGCAAAAAGUCUUCGGAGAAGUUUUAGCUUACGUAUACGUCAUCGAGUUUCAAAAACGUGGCUUACCCCACAUUCAUAUAUUAAUAACGUUAUCACAAAAUUCUAAAAUAACGACUUCUGACGUUGUAGAUCGAUACAUUUCCGCUGAAAUUCCGGAUCCCGACAAGGAUUAUAUAUUGCAUGAGAUUGUAAUGAAAAAUAUGAUCCAUGGGCCAUGUGGGGAUUGGUGCUUAGUACAAGGGAAAUGUUCCAAACAUUAUCCAAAAGAGUUCCGUAACGAAACAACUCUUGACGAAAAUGGCUAUCCUUCCUACCGUCGUAGGGACAUUGGUAUUACUUUUGAACGCCGUGGAAGAUUCGUGGUUGAUAACAGAAACGCCGUGCCUCAUAGUCCAAUAUUAUUACGUUUAUUGAACUGUCACAUUAAUGUCGAAGUCGUUUCAAGUAUUAAAUCUGUGAAAUAUUUAUAUAAGUAUAUACACAAAGGUCAUGAUGCUGCUGCUGUAACUGUAGUUGACGGUAAUCCAAGUAUUGUAGAACACGAUGAAAUACGGGAUUAUUUGGAAACUCGAUAUGUUGGACCUGUAGAAGCUUGUUGGCGUAUUUUAAGUAAGCCAUUGCACGAUAAGAGCCAUUCAAUUACACGUUUGCCUGUACAUUUGCCUAAUCAACAAAGUAUUAUUAUUCAAGACGAACAUAAUGAAGAUGGAAUUAGAGCCGCUUUAGACAAGCAAAGUAUGCUAAUCGAUUAUUUUGCACUGAACGCUCGUGAUCCACAAGCUAGGCAAUACGUAUACGGAGACAUACCUAUUUAUUACGUUUUCAAGAAAGAAUCGGGAACUAAUAUUUUCCAUUGGUAUCCCCGGAAAAAUAGAUUCAAUGUUAUUGGACGAAUGUAUUCGAUUAGCCCAACUCAAACAGAACUAUUUCAUCUUCGUUUAUUAUUGCUAACCGUUAAAGGUGCAACAAGUUUUCACAACCUGAGAAUUGUAAAUGACGAAGUUCAGGAAACUUAUGUGGCAACAUGUUUAGCGUUGGGUCUUAUUCAAGAUGACGAUGAAUGGAAACGAGCAAUACACGAAGCUGAGGUGUGGAUGAUGCCCCGUCAAUUACGUAGUUUGUUUGUACGGCUUUUAAUCCAUUGUCAUCCGGUUCAUCCGAAUGAACUCUGGGACGAAUUCAAAGAUGCAAUGUCACAAGAUUAUGCAAGACAUGUUAGUACUUUUCAGGCACAUAGAAAAGCGUAUCUACAGAUAAGUGCCAUGCUUUCAACAGAAGGUUCCAGUCUUGCCAUGUUCCCAGACAUGGAACCCAUAUCAGAAAUCGUAGAAGCUGAUGACGAUAUUUUGCCGCAAGAGGCUAGAGAUAUUGGUAAUCACCAAUACGAAAAAUUGAAUCAAAAACAAAAAGAGAUCGUUGACCUCGUGUGA